Molecule: messenger RNA, 1338 nt
Organism: Symbiodinium sp. CCMP2456
Lineage: Eukaryota; Dinophyceae; Suessiales; Symbiodiniaceae
Source: the annotation of a GenBank genome assembly
AUGGCAGCCAUGGAUCACGACUUUCCGGACAUGAUGGAUGAGCAAGAGAGCCUCGUGAACUCAGCUGAUUCAGCCGAAGGUCCGUUUCGCAGGUCCGGCUGGCAGGUGCUCUUGGAGGUUGAGUUCGCCAAGCAGAAUGCUCUCCUUCGGGACGUGGGAUUGCAGAUGAUAUCCACAGUCAAGGAGACGCUCAAGGAUGAGCUGGCAUUCAAAAACUCCUUUGGAGCCCGGGGCAUCCGUCAUGUCAGGACAGAUGCAGACAUUCCCAGGAGGCUGUCAAAUGUCCUCUCCUCAGAGGCAGAGUCAAUCGGCGCACAGUCGUUGCCGUUGGGGAUGAAGUUCCAGCCUAGCACAGCAUCUCAUUCACCCACCAGAGACAGAGAACCUCCGGUGGUGACAGCAACAGACCCGGAGAAGAAUGUCAGCAGUGCCAACUCUUGGGACUCCAUCUACCAGCAUCGUGAUUUCCGUGCUUCUAGGAGGAAGGCCCAAGCGGCUGCGAAGAAGAUCUCUCAGCUCCGUGGGGGAAAUUCCUCUUUGGGCUUGGUAGGCGACAUGGAUGAUGCGAACUCUCAGUCUUGGUCGCUGCGAACAGUUCGGUCAUCCGCAUUCCGCGCGGGCGUUCCCAUUGUCAUCCUCACGAACCUGAUACUUCUGGGCGUCGAGGUGGAUAUGUCUGCGGAGCUGCCACCCAAUGUCCAAAUCCAGUCAUUUCAGGUUGCGAACUUUGUCAUCGUGACUUUCUUCUUCGGUGAGAUCCUCCUCAAGCUGCAUGCGUAUGGCUGCAAGACGAUGUACUUUGGGAAAGACCGGUGGUGGAACUGGUCAGACCUGGUGAUAUUCUUGAUGUCUGUCUUCGAGAUUGUGGCGGAAGCAAUGGCUUCAGCCGUGUUUGCCGCGCAAAUGGAUCCGACACAGCUCCGCACGAUGCGUUUCCUUCGAAUGGCACGCGCGCUGCGCGGAGUGCGGGUGCUGCGCUUGCUGCAGUACCUCAGUGCCCUGCGCACCAUCGUCUUUUCCAUUGUCAGCACCAUGGGAUCCGUUUUCUGGACAUCGUUGUUGCUUGUGAUCCUUUUCUACCUGUUUGGCGUCCUCAACACGCAGAUUGCCACGGAUCACUGCAGAGCUCUAACACAUGCUGAAGUUCCGCAGAAAUGCGACCCAGAGCUGAUAAGGUUUUGGUCCAGCGUCCCGCAGGCCAUGUUGACACUGUUCCUGUCCAUCACGAACGGUAUCAGCUGGGAUGACUGCCUGCAGCCCCUUUGGGACGUCUCCCGCGUGGCCAUCAUAAGUCUAAUCGUGUACAUCGUAAUCACGGUGUUCGCAGUAUUAAACACA